Molecule: messenger RNA, 1180 nt
Organism: Calliphora vicina (urban bluebottle blowfly)
Lineage: Eukaryota; Metazoa; Arthropoda; Insecta; Diptera; Calliphoridae
Gene: Zfrp8
Product: Zinc finger protein RP-8
Exons: 3
Coding region: 48-1121 (357 amino acids)
Cellular component (GO): nucleus; cytoplasm
Source: RefSeq, a predicted model, not a curated record
GACAGGAAUAUUUAUUUUCCUCUUUCGUAAAUAGAAAAAAAAUUAUUAUGCAGGACAUAGAUCUUGGAUUCGCAGAACAUUGUGAAAGUGAAUGGCUAACCAAUGCUCACUUUCCAAGUAAACUGGGUGGUAAACCGGCUUGGCUUCAUUUAGGAGAUUUACCUACAACAGAAGCAUUAAAAUGUAAAAAGUGCAACAAUCAGAAGAGUUUUCUGUGUCAGAUUUAUGCUCCCUUCGACGAUGACUAUAAUUUCCAUCGUAUGGUUUAUGUUUUCGUCUGCCGGACAGAGUCAUGCUAUACUGCAAAUGAGAAUAGCAAUAUUACUGUAUUACGAAGUCAGUUGCCUUUGCACAAUGAAUUUUAUCCUGAUGUGCCACCUCCCGAAGAAGGCGAAGCUGCGCCUGAAAUUCUUCCCAUCAAAACAAAGUUGUGCUUAGCCUGUGGCUGCAUGGGUCCAUUGAAAUGUGGUCGUUGUAAAAAAGCCAACUACUGUGGAGCCCAGCAUCAAAGAUUACAUUGGAAGAUUCAUAAAUUAUCAUGUACAGCUGAUAGUUCUUCUGCAGUUAAGCUACCGUGUCAGCCUAUUGAGGAAAUUUUGUUUCCAGAAUGGGAAAUUGAUAUGAAUUCUGAUGAAGAUGACAACAGCGCAAAGACAGCGAAAACCGAUAUAGACGAAGAGCAGGAAAUGAAAAAGUUAGAACAAUUGACAGUUUCUGGUAAAGCAGGAGAGUUCCAGAACUUGCCAGAAUCUGAAUUGGAGAAAUAUACAAAAGGUAGUGAAGAAAUAGAUGACAAGCAUUUUCGAAAAUUUCGUAAGGAAUGCGAUAAAGAUCCUUUGCAAAUUAUACGUUACAAACGUAAUGGUCAAGUAUUAUGGAUAGCUGACACCGAAAAUACCAUCAAAGAACAGUCGUGCAACAUACCCAAGUGUGAAUUGUGCGGUGGGGAACGUGAAUUUGAAUUUCAAAUUAUGCCCCAAAUGUUGAAUUAUUUGAAAGAUGCUAAUGUUGACUGGGGAGUUAUAGCAGUUUAUACAUGCUCGAAAAGUUGUCCCUUACCGAACGACAAAGGCUAUGUUGAGGAAUUUUGCAUCAAGCAGGAUAUAGUAAAUAAUCAAUAAUAUUUCUUCCUUUAAAUGUGUUUUUUAUUACAUAUAAACUAAUAAAAAGUUUAACAUGA